This is a messenger RNA of Esox lucius (northern pike), 1081 nucleotides long. RefSeq names its product microfibril associated protein 5 (gene mfap5). Gene Ontology annotation, cellular component: microfibril. Gene Ontology annotation, biological process: embryonic eye morphogenesis. Bases 172 to 597 code for a protein of 141 amino acids. Lineage: Eukaryota; Metazoa; Chordata; Actinopteri; Esociformes; Esocidae. The transcript is spliced from 7 exons. The record is from RefSeq and is a predicted model, not a curated record.
GAGAGGGAGGACAAGGGGUGGAGGAGGAGAAGGAGGAGGGCAUGGAGGAGGAGAGGGAGACGGAAUGAGGGUAAAGGAGAGAGGACAAAAGAAAGAACAAGUUCUGGGCGACUGGAAAAGUUGUCGGGUUUCCUUCAGCUCGUAAACAUCCAGCUCUUACAAGUCGGAGGUAUGGGCAGUCUUCCAAUCGCCCUGCUCCUCUGCGGUUUCCACGCCCUCACAGCUGUAAUCCAAAACCCGGCGGCCGAUGUGGAUGGAGAUGUGGGACUACCCAUAGGGGACUGGAAUGAAGAGGAGUCUCCCGUAACCGUGUCUGAUCCAUGCAGGGAGGAGAUGUACCCCUGCACCAGGUUGUACUCUGUCCACCAACCCAUCAAGAGAUGCAUCCACUCCCUCUGCCUUUACAGCCUUCCUCGUGUCUAUGUAAUCAACAAGGAGAUCUGUGUGAGAACUGUCUGCCAGCAGGAAGAGAUCCUGAAGGCUGAACUCUGCAGGGAGAGUUCCGGCUGGCCCAAACGCCUCCAGAGGUCAACCACCAAUAAGAAACGGUGCCGCAAUCGCCGUGGCAACGCCAAAACCUGGGCCAACAAGGCCUGACUUGUCCAAGAUGGCGGUGAUGUGAGGAAACGGGAGGAAGGACACACUUGGAGACCGAACACUGGGUUGUCUCCAUAAAAACACCCCAUAAAUCCACUGCUCAACACCUGGUGCUAGUCUGUGCCUAAUGUGUGCACACACACCCAUACACACACAUACACACCCACACCAUUUAAGAAGAGCCUGAGUCAUAUUUCUCAGUUCUUCUAUUAGCCUCCUGUUCUAUUCUAAUUGUCUGUGAAUAUUAUGGGGAGAAAAACAGACAGAUGAUUGUGUAUUAUUUGACAUGGAUCAUGUUUCCGUGGUUACGACCGGCCGUUAUGGGCUGUGUAAUACAGUUCAGAUGUAAGGCUGUGGAGUUCCUGUAGUCAGUCUCAGUACCAAGUACUCACUGUCAUCGCUGGUACCUUAAUGGAAAGCAUUAUAUUACAAGUACACUAUUAUUAACCAAUAAAACAGAAUUAUGAAUGGUUUACUAUUCUGA